This is a messenger RNA of Miscanthus lutarioriparius, 2016 nucleotides long. Lineage: Eukaryota; Viridiplantae; Streptophyta; Magnoliopsida; Poales; Poaceae. The record is from the annotation of a GenBank genome assembly.
AUGUCGGUCCAACAAUGUGCUCCUCAAACUGAAACUGGUGUUACAUCUCGGGAGGAGGUGAAUGUCCUGAAAAGGAAUUCAGAUGAUGUUGGAUGGGAGUAUGGGUUUCUAGUGGAUGCAAACAACAAGGACAAGGUGGAGUGCAAAUUCUGUUGUCAUCGGAGCCAAGGAGGGGUCCAUCGGUUGAAGGAACAUGUGGCCAAUGUUGGAACAAAUGCGAAGAAAUGCAGGAAGAGCACACAGGAGGCUAAAGACAAGUGCAAGAAAUCACUAGAAGAUUCAAAAAGGAAGAGGAAGGAGCAGGCUGCUCGUGAACUAGAGCUUAGAGAAGACGUGAAUGUUUCUCGAGUUGGAAUAGAGGAUGAUGAAGUGACUUGUGUUGGAAGUUCAGAGCCUCACAAAUUAGGACCCAUUGAUAAGUGGACACGUGCUAUUGAUCCUAAAGCAACAAAAUCUGAGUCUUUGAAGCAACAGAAGCUGAACAAGGAACUUUGGAAAGAAAGAACACAUGAGGUGCAUAAAUAUAUUGCAAGAUGGGCAUAUACACAUGCCAUACCAUUCAAUGCUUGUGACAAUGAUGAGUUCAAGCAAAUGUGUGAAGCAAUUGGACAGUUUGGUUCUGGACUUGAACCUCCAUCUCUGCGUGAUCUGCGAGAGAGUUUGCUAGAUGAAGAAUAUGCAAGAACCAAGAGUUUGCUACAAGAACAUGAGGCUGAGAAGGUGAAGAAUGGGUGCUCAGUUAUGACUGAUGCUUGGUCAGAUAGGAAGAGGAGAAGUAUAAUGAACCUGUGCACUAACUGUGCUGAUGGAUCCGGUUUUGUUAGCUCAAAAGAGAUGUCAGAUGUGUCACACACAAGUGAAGUCAUAUUUGAACUAGUGGACAAAGCAAUUGAAGACAUUGGUCCGGAUGAUAUGGUGCAAGUAGUGACAGACAAUGCUUCUAACAACAUGGGAGCAAAGAAGCUAUUGCUUGAGAAGAGACCAAACAUCUUUUGGACCUCUUGUGCAACUCAUACAAUCAAUUUGAUGCUCCAAGAAAUUGGCAACAUGCCACGGUUCAAGAAGGUGAUUGACCAAGCAAAGGCAUUAACCAUAUUUGUCUAUGGGCACACAAGAACAUUGGAGUGCUUGAGACACUUCACAGAGGGGAGAGAGAUAAUAAGGCCAGGAGUGACUAGGUUUGCUUCAGCUUUUCUCACUUUGAAUGGCAUACUAGAGAAGAAGGACCAAUUAAGAAAGAUGGUGGUUCAUAAUAGGUGGGACACAUUGAAGGAUGUGAAGUCAAAAAAGGGAAAAGAUGCAACAGCAACAAUAUUGAGUCCAACCUUUUGGAAGGAUGCGAAGCUGUGUUUGAGUGUUUUUGAGCCAUUGGUCAAAGUUCUUCGUUUGGUUGAUGGGGAUGUGAAGCCAUCAAUGGGUUUCAUAUAUGGAGAACUACUAAAGGCAAAGAGAGAGAUCAAGGAAGCCUAUGGCAAUGUUCAAUCCCGCUACAACGAAGUUAUUGCUAUUAUUGACAAGAAGAUGAAAGGAAGACUUGAUUCUCCAUUGCAUUUGACUGCCUAUCUGCUGAAUCCAUACUACAGCUAUGGCAACCCAUCAAUCUUUGAUGAUGCCACAAUAACAGUAGGUUUUAUUAGCUGUGUAGAGACUUUUUAUCAUCAUGAUGAGGACAAGCAAGAUCAGGCUGUCAACACUGAACUAAAGAAGUUUCAUAAUAGAGAAGGACCAUUUAACAAGAAGCUUGCAAAGACUUGUGAAAAAAUUGAGUACAACCUAGCUCAAGGUUUUCUGUAUGAGGAUGGAGAUAAUUGUGCAAUAGUUGUCUAUAGAGAUGAGGAAGAUGAGGAGAUGGAAGGUACAGGGAUACCUUGGUCUGUUAUUGGAGAAGUAGUAGGAGCAGACCAACAACUUGAGCUGCGUAGAAGUGCUAGAGUGAGGCAACUUUAUGAAGAAGAAUUUGACUCCAAAGAAGAAGAGUUUGAUGAAGAUGAGGAUGAAUAUAUGGAACCCUAUUGA